Melanotaenia boesemani (Boeseman's rainbowfish) is the source of this 3590-nucleotide messenger RNA. It is a transcript of the gene wdr24, whose product is annotated as WD repeat domain 24. Bases 278 to 2683 code for a protein of 801 amino acids. Gene Ontology annotation, biological process: positive regulation of TOR signaling. Lineage: Eukaryota; Metazoa; Chordata; Actinopteri; Atheriniformes; Melanotaeniidae. Gene Ontology annotation, molecular function: protein binding. The transcript is spliced from 11 exons. The record is from RefSeq and is a predicted model, not a curated record.
UCUUGUGAAGAGACUGGAUUCUCGCGAGACUUUAGUAAAAUACUACUUCCGGUACUACAAGUAGUUAGCAUCUGCUUCACAACAUAAGCUCUGGAAUCCGAUGUCCCAAAGCAAGUAUACCUUUAUACACUGCUAUGAGAGAGUGGAGCAUCUCACCAACUGAUGUCAGAACAUCAAUAAUGUGUCUGUACAUGACACAUUACAUGUCAAAGACUGCCAAGCUGCAGAAAAUGUCUGAGGCCUUCAGUUCUUUGCUGAUUUAAUCUACUCUACGAACAUGGAGAAAAUGUCACGGGUUACCACAGCCCUCAGCAGCAACACAAUUAGUGGCCGAACUAUGUUCUGCCACUUGGAUGCUCCUGCCAAUGCCAUCAGCGUGUGCCGUGAUGCCACACAGGUGGUCGUAGCCGGGCGCAACAUUUUCAAGAUCUACACAAUUGAGGAGGAGCAGUUUGUGGAGAAGCUGAAUCUACGUGUUGGCCGCAAACCGUCUCUGAACUUCAGCUGUGCCGAUGUCAUGUGGCACCAGAUGGAGGAGAACCUACUGGCUACGGCUGCCACCAAUGGAGCAGUGGUCACAUGGAAUCUGGGAAAGCCUUCUCGCAACAAGCAGGAUCAACUGUUUACUGAGCACAAACGCACUGUCAACAAAGUCUGCUUCCACCCCACAGAAGUUUACAUGCUGCUGAGUGGCUCACAGGAUGGCUUCAUGAAGUGCUUUGACCUGCGUAAAAAAGAGUCUGUCAGUACAUUCUCAGGUCAGUCAGAGAGUGUAAGGGACGUCCAGUUUAGCAUGAAGGAUUAUUUUACAUUUGCUGCAUCCUUUGAAAAUGGCAAUGUCCAGCUGUGGGACAUUAGACGUCCAGAUCGGUAUGAGCGAAUGUUCACUGCCCAUACUGGCCCUGUGUUCUGCUGUGACUGGCAUCCUGAUGACAGGGGUUGGCUGGCCACAGGAGGCAGAGACAAGAUGGUGAAAGUUUGGGACAUGACCACAAACAGGGCCAAGGAGAUAUUCUGUGUCCAGACGAUUGCGUCAGUGGCUAGAGUUAAAUGGCGGCCUGAGAGGAAGUUUCAUUUGGCCACCUGCUCCAUGAUGGUGGACCACAACAUCUAUGUGUGGGACAUUCGCAGACCUUUUAUUCCGUUUGCCAUGUUUGAGGAGCACAAAGAUGUGACCACUGGUAUUGUGUGGCGUCAUCAGCAUGACCCUCACUUUCUGCUCUCUGGCUCUAAAGACAGUACACUCUACCAGCAUAUGUUUAAGGACGCCACUCGUCCUGUGGACAAGGCAAACCCUGAGGGUCUUUGCUUUGGACUGAUGGGCGACUUGGCCUUUGCAGCCAAGGAGAGUCUGAUCAGCAGUGACACCAACAGGAAGCCCUACCCUGGAGGUGACCGUCGCUACCCCAUCUUUUUCUUCAAGAAAGCUGACCCGACAGAACAGUUUGCCCACGUGUCCAGUGCUCUUAGUGUCUUUGAGACAGAUUUAGAAAGUAACCGCAUGGACUGGUUUGUCAAAACAGCACAACUCUACCUCCUCAGCGGUAAGCCUUUUGCUGAGCUGUGUGAUCACAAUGCCAAGGUGGCCCAGGAACUCAAAAGACCCCAGGUUUCCACUACGUGGACCAUGCUGAGAAUAAUGUUCUCUGACCCAGCGAACCUCACUGCAUCUGGUCCUAACCACAACCUCAGUAAACUCGGUUCCUUACCUUUAAUAAACAGUUUCAGUAUGAAAGAAAUGGGUUCAGGGAUGGGCACAGAGAGCAGAAUGGAGCGCAGUAAAGGUGAGGGCAGACAGGAUACCAUCCACCUGGAGCCGGGGAACUCGCACAUCAGCAAUAAUAAUGAAGGCACAACAUGUAUAAUCAACAUUAAUUCAAUUUCAGAAAAUGAGGAGACAGAGGGCAGUGAUGGCCCGGCAGAAUAUAUGUUUGGUGAUGCUGAAUUAGAUGAUGAUGACCUCUAUACCGUGGAGCAUGAUAACCAGACAGAAGAGCAGGAGUACACACUGCCCCAGGAGGCUUUUCAGCUGCGCCAUGAGAUUUUGGACAACCCAUCUGCUCCGGAGCACCUUCAGCAGGACAAGGCCGACUCCCCACAUGUCAGCGGCAACGAGGCAGAAGUCCCUUGUCUGACACCCACUGAGUCUUUCUCUCUCAUCUCCAUUUCCCAGCCACAAUUUAGCCCACAUCUACCUGCUAGCUUCUUCUGCCCCAUUGUGCGAGAAAUGCUGAGCUACUAUGCCGAACAAGGCGAUGUGCAGAUGGCUGUGUCUGUGCUCAUUGUCUUGGGGGAAAGGAUCCGUAAGGAGAUUGAUGACCUCACCCAGGAGCACUGGUACAUGUCCUACAUAGACCUGCUGCAGCGGUUCGAGCUGUGGAACGUGUCCAAUGAGGUCAUCAAACUGAGUACGUGCAGCGCCAUCACCUGCUUGAACCAGACAUCUACAACACUGCACAUCAACUGCAGCAACUGCAAGCGACCAAUGAGUAACAAGGGCUGGAUAUGUGACAGGUGUCACCAGUGUGCCAGUGUUUGUGCAGUCUGCCACCAUGUGGUGAAGGGACUGUUUGUGUGGUGUCAGGGUUGCAGCCAUGGUGGACAUCUGGAGCACAUUAUGAACUGGCUCAAGAGCAGCACUUACUGCCCUGCCGGCUGCGGUCACCUGUGCGAGUUCACAUGAACAAGUCGCAACCACUGUUCACACAGCUGUUCCUCCAUGGGAGAGGGAAAACCUCCUCAAACCCACCUGGAAAACACAUGCAAACUGGUGCCACAGAGUGAUUACAUACCACCAUCAUUCUACAUGUGCCUGAAGUGUUUUGUGGAAAGAUGGAUGGAUGACUUUGUUAGAUCUGACGAAAGGUUCUGACAGAGGAAGAGGUACCUGUGCUCUGUUCUGGACAGUCAUUUAAGACCCAGCACAAUAACAUGUGAUUCAUGUUCACAUGAAAUGGUCAAUGAGCUGCUGGUAAAAUCAUGUAAGCAGAAGUGAUAACAGCAGUGGGUGUGUAUUCACAUUUGCUUGGUUUUACGGUUUAUAAACCUUCUGUACAUGACAAAUGAUCUGCUCAUCUUCAGUGAGCCUGUUCAUACUACUGUGAGGUACUGAAGACAAUGUUGCUUUAUAUUAUCAAAAGCUAUGGUUCUCAAUUAAAGCAAUACAAUAAAGCAACACAUCUGACUCUGAGUUGUUCUGUACCUUAAAAGCCUGACGAUGAUUGUUAUUUUUCUCCUUUGAGCUCCACCUCCUCACAAAAUAACUGAUCUCGGUGGAUUAGUGUGAUGUAAAAGGCAUCACUCGAGGGCACCUCAGAGGGGGAGAGAAAACAUAUCUUAACCUUCAGGGGCCCUGACAUCCCAAUUAGCAUCCAGCCAACAUCUUCAGCUUCUAGUUACAGAGUAGAUGUUUACCUGUCAUAUCUCACUACUCUACAUGAUUAGUUAUUUGAAGUACUCCUCAGUAUUUAUCCCACCCACUCCUAUCCUGCUAUUAAAUUGUAAAUCAGCAGCAGAGCAUCACUACAGACGGUAGUUUAGCUUCCCUUCAUUACCUGUGCUGCUUUGUGUCCGAUGUUUUUAAACAGAUU